AUGGGAUACCGCCAAUGGCUUCCCGGCACCCUGCAGGCGCUCCUCCUGGCGGUCCUCCUCUCGACGCUGCCCGGCCGGACGCGCGCUCUCGAGAACGACUUCUCGGCCUACCCGUCGGGCUCGCAGGCAUGUCUGACGACGUCGGCCGAUGCGAGCGGCUGCACCGGCGACACGGGCCAGCAGCUCAAUAGCUGCCUGUGCAAGAACGGCGGCAACUUCAUAUACGCGACGGCCGAGUGCGUGGCCAAAUCCAGCGCCUCGGACCUCAAGACUGUCUACGCCAUGCUCCAGAGCAACUGUGCCGGCACGGGCAUCACUAUUGCCGUCUCCGAGGAGGCCUUCCUGGCCCAGGCCGCUGCCGCCACGAGCACGACCACGAGCACGACCAUGAGGACUACGACAACCGCGGCGCCCACUACCACGACCGGCACGACCGGCACCUCAACGACAGACUUCCGGACCGAGGCGGCCACCACGACGACUACCAUGACUACUACAACAUCCUCGUCGUCCGCGGCGGGCCCGACAAGUACGGGGACCGCCGACCCCCUAUCGACGGGGGCCAAGAUCGGCAUCGGGGCCGGCAUAGGGCUCGGCUCGGCAGCGGUGGUGCUGGCGGGCGUCUUCAUCUGGGUGUACCACCGCCGGCGGCGCCAGGGCGGCGACCCCAAGGACCACCCGUACAUGAUGGCAGGCUCGCCGACGCCGGGGGCGUACUCGGCGACGUUCGCGCAGCAGCCGGGCCCGCCGCACCCGCCGGGCACGGGGAUCCCGCUGGACCCGAUGAGCGCCGGCGGCUACAUGUCGCCGGGCGGCGUCAGCUCGCUCAGCGGCACCAUGAUGGCCGGCACCUACAAGCCCGAGGACGGCCACGUCCGGCCGCCGUCUUCGUUACACCACCGGCAGGGCAGCAGCAGUGCGGUGCCCCCGGGAGGCCAGCCCCUGCUGGCCGAGCUGGGCACGACGCCGCCCCAUCAGCGCGCGCCCGUCGAGAUCUACACGCCGGUGCCGGUCGAGCUACCGGCGGUGGCCUGGCACGGGCACAACGGGCACCACGCCGAGCUGGAGAGCCCGUCGACGUGGCAGAGUCUGCCGCCAGGACAAUCGCCGUACUCGGCUCACGAGCGGACCCAUUUCUAA
Neoarthrinium moseri is the source of this 1140-nucleotide messenger RNA. RefSeq lists its product as uncharacterized. The coding region runs from base 1 to 1140 and encodes 379 amino acids. NCBI's taxonomy places the organism in Eukaryota, Fungi, Ascomycota, Sordariomycetes, Amphisphaeriales, Apiosporaceae. The record is from RefSeq and is a predicted model, not a curated record. The transcript has a single exon.